Macroventuria anomochaeta is the source of this 1846-nucleotide messenger RNA. RefSeq lists its product as uncharacterized. The transcript is spliced from 6 exons. The coding region runs from base 243 to 1751 and encodes 502 amino acids. Lineage: Eukaryota; Fungi; Ascomycota; Dothideomycetes; Pleosporales; Didymellaceae. Gene Ontology annotation, molecular function: metal ion binding. The record is from RefSeq and is a predicted model, not a curated record.
UGGAGAACGACUGCGCCUUGUUAAGCUGUAUCGGCCAUAGUUUGCUGGAAUAGGAGAGUAUUCGCACACUUGCUUUCACACUCCUUCAAGAACGAGUGUCGCUGUUUGAUCGACCCCACUUCCUUCCAAGACAAGCUAGUGUUUAGCUCCCGUAAGAGCUCGCUGUUGCCUCCACCGUUAAGACGUGUUCACUCCAGUGACCUUUACAGACAAAGUUUGCCUCGUGAACAUUGCUCAACCACAUGGUCGAACUUCUCAGUAUGGCGAACUACGAUCUAAACAACUAUCUAAGACAGAUGGAGAGCUUUCGAGCUGCUGAUCAUGCCAGAGAAAACCUUGUUAACGAACUCAUUGAAAAGUUUUCAGGCCUGUUACGAGAACAUGCUGAGUUGAAGAGCGACUACCUUAGCGAAAGAGACAACAGAAGGAACUAUCAGUCUAGGGUCGAGGAGGUGCACAGAGCUAUGAGUGAGCACGAGCAUCAACUGGACUCUAGCUCGUUUGUUCUGGCUCUCAUCGAUGGAGACGGCGCUAUUUUCCAAGAUGCCUUGCUCCAGGCGGCUGGUGGUGAUGGUGGUUCAGAAGCUGCUUCUCGCCUCUACCAUGCUAUCCACAACCACAUUUCGUCUCUAUACAGCAACUCCGGAAAGUGGCCAGUCAUGGCUCAGAUCUACCUGAGUCUCGAUAAGCUCGCUAUCAAGCUUCAACAAGUCGGACUUCUGCGUCAUCCGCAGGAGCUCCGGACUUUCGCUCAGCGCUUCAGCGUCAACCAGCCCCUAUUUAGUAUUGUCGAUGUCGGUCAAGGCAAAGAACGAGCCGACCACAAGAUUAAAGAAAUGCUGCGCACCUUUAGUGACAACCCCACCUGCCGCCACAUCAUCUUUGGCGGUUGUCACGAUGCCGGCUACCUCCUAAAUCUUGAUCAAUUCAAACACAACGAAGCUAAAGCAAGCCGUAUCACUUUGAUGGAAUCUACUCCUGCCUACAGAGGAUUCGCCGAGUUGCCCAACUUCAAACGUGCCAACUUCGAUGAUGUGUUCAGGAACGAGCCUCUACCAGACUCCGCUCCCGCCAUCAAUACUACCGUAACUGCGGCGCACAUCCCACCACCGUCAGCGCAAUCUCCCAUAAUUAUGCGCUCGUUGACAAACAGGACGCCUCCCGCAGCGUCUGUGUUGCCAGCGGUUGUAAGCCCCUCUCCCAGCACACCAGCGCCUUCUGUAUCGGCGACCGAGUCAAGUGAGGAUUCUACUUGGGCUAGCGUUGGCAAGACGGGCACUGAGCGUACCAACAGCAUCUCUAUCGCAUCGACUACCAACUCGAAAGCAAACACAAAAAAGAAAUACGCCUAUUACAACAAGAGUGAGCAAAGGCUUGACGAGCCACUCCCAGCUCGCGACCGUGCAUCCGCAGAGGCUCUGGAUGCUCGGAUGAAGAAGAACGGCAAGAAGAUGUGCAAUAACUUUCAUCUGGGUGGUUCAUGCAUGCAGGGCAAAUUCUGUCACUUCCAGCAUGAGCCUAAACUCAGCGCGGGCGAGCUGACCACUUUGCGUUACAAGGCUCGAAGCUUAGCUUGCAAUAACAGGUACUGUGAGGAUAUCGAUUGCUACCUGGGUCACCAGUGCGCCAACGAACGUGACUUUGGCAACUGCCGCUACGAGAACACCUGCCACCUGCGCGCCACGCAUGGUAUGGAUAGAGAGAAGUACGUGAGGGUCGAUAGGAACGGGAACGAAGAGUACUCCCCAUGAGUAUCACUCCUGAUCAACAGGAAGAGAUAAAAGGCAAUGAUGUAGCGCUUUCAGUUGUUAUCUAUGUUGAGCGUGGUUACUGUUCGCACUCAGAA